Messenger RNA from Cornus florida, 851 nucleotides. RefSeq lists its product as uncharacterized. The transcript is spliced from 3 exons. Bases 376 to 738 code for a protein of 120 amino acids. The record is from RefSeq and is a predicted model, not a curated record. Lineage: Eukaryota; Viridiplantae; Streptophyta; Magnoliopsida; Cornales; Cornaceae.
AAGAAGAUGAAGAGAUUGCAAAGGGUUUGUAUGCAUGCAUUGCAAGGUUAGUCCCGGAUGUCAAAGACCAAGACAAAAUUACUGAGGAGCUGUCCUUAUAUUCUAAAGCUGAGGGCCUCUUUGGUAAUCCCUUUGCUAUUAGACAGAGAAGUACACGAGGACCAGCUAAUUGGUGGGAAGCUUAUGGCAAGUCAACAAAACUUCUCCAAAAGUUUGCUAUAAAGGUUUUAAGCCUUACUUGCAGUUUUUCUGGUUGUGAACGAAAUUGGAGCGUGUUUGAGCAUCUUCAUAACAAGAAAAGAAAUAGGCUCGCUCAAACAACGUUGAAUGAUUUAGUGUUCAUCAAAUAAUAGAGCAUUGAGGCGUCGAUAUAAUAUGCGUGACACUCUUGAUCCCAUUUUACUCGAUGACAUUGAUGAGAGCAACGAGUGGUUGACGGGGAGGAUGGAUGAUUCUGAUGCAGAACAUGAUCUAGUCUAUGAAGAUGAUUCCUUGACAUGGGGUGAUGUUGCUAAUUUUGCUGGUAUUGGAGAGGCAAGCAGGCCGCAACGGUCUACUAGAUCAAAAUCUAGUUCUAGUUCACGGUUACCAACAAAGGGAGCAGGAAGUUCUUCAGUUCGACUUGUGGAUGAGGAUGAGGAUGAUUCAGAUGAGAUAGUAGAGGAUCCUGAGAAUUAUGAAUCAUUUAGUGACGAUCAAAAUGAUGUUAUGCUUAUUGAUGACGAGGAUAAUAUUUAGAUUCAUUGGUGUUGUCUUCUUAGGAAGAAUGAUGUUUAUGUUUGUUUUAGUUUUAUCUUAUACUUCUCCUUAGUUGACUUUUGCAUCUUUAUGUUAAUAUGUUUGAUUAUUCA